AUGCUUUUCCCCCUGCUUUGCUGGGCCGAAAUCUGCCUGCUGCUGCUGUGCGGAGGCUGCCAGCUGGAGGAGCCGGCGACGGCGACGGGUUUGAAGGAAGCUGUGGAAUCUGAUAGCAUUAUUGCAGCAGCCCUUGGUGGAGAGGCAAAUUUCUAUUGCAACCUCUUGCUUUCGAUGGAUGUUUUGCAAGUCACCUGGCAGAAGAGAGAUGGGUCUUCCUUCCAGAACAUAGCCACCUACAGCCCAAACCAUGGGCUGAGGCUAAUGGGGUCAUUCCAGAAGAAGGUACAUUUUACCAGAGCAACCCUGCAGGCCUCAGCUAUCACACUGCAAAAUCUCACAUUCGAGGAUGAGUCUUAUUACAGAUGCAUUUUCAACGUGUUCCCCCACGGCUCUUUCAGCAAAGAUAUAUGCCUCAACAUCCAAACCGUUUCUGAGCUAACAGUGGAGUAUGAUUCCCACCUGCUCACCGAGGGUCUCCUCACCGCAGUCUGCUCAGCAACAGGAAAGCCUGCCCCCAAAAUCACCUGGCUGGAUGACAAAGACCUGAAUGAGUCCCCUGAAAUACACCACUUCCAAAACGCAAACGGAACAGUAAAGGUAGCAAACAGACUUACCUUCUCUGCCAACCACUUCCAUGCCUUGACCUGCCUCCUUGACCACCCGCAGGGAAGGAAAAUGAAGGUGCUUUACCUGGAAAAAGGAAGAGAAGGCACUCAGAAGAGCGUAAUCAUCAUGGCAGUCUUAAUAGCUGUGGUGUUCUUAACAAUCUUGAUAUACUGCACCAUGAAACUAAUCAACAGGAAAAAGAAAAAGCUGAUGAGAUGUAGUGCAUCCAGAACACCUGUAAAGGGGAAAGACUUACACCAAGACCUAAGUGAGAAAGCCAUGAGCCUGCACACGCCAAAGGACCAGCACACUGUUUAUGAAGACCAGGAGGAGACACCAGGCUUCUCAUUUCACAGAAGGCUACAACAUCUGAAGAGAAACCUGAGAGAGAAAAACAAUUGCAGGUCCUUGUUUGCAAAGGAAGCAGAGAACCUGAACAGCAACGUCCACGGCAUGUUUGAGAGGGAAAGUGUUGAGUAUGUCAAGGAGCUCGGCUGCACACCCUUCAAGGAGGACAGAGAAGCCAUGGCAGCACCCGGAGAGAGCGCGGGCGACCAUGUAAGCUCCAGCCAGGAUCGCGCCAGACAAGCCGAAGAUGCUGACUGUGAUCACUGGGGGAGAAGGUGUUGA
This is a messenger RNA of Opisthocomus hoazin, 1239 nucleotides long. The record is from RefSeq and is a predicted model, not a curated record. Lineage: Eukaryota; Metazoa; Chordata; Aves; Opisthocomiformes; Opisthocomidae.